CCUUGUUGCCUCCCUCAGGUCUCAUCAUCGCCCGGCGGUCGUCGCUGCGUUGCCGUGGCGAUGUUCCAUCGCAGGAAAAAGAAGCGUAGGCCGCAGAUCUCUGCGCCGCAGGAUUUUCAGCACAGAGUCCACACGUCGUACGAUGCAGCCACCGGACGCUACGUGGGUCUGCCACCACAGUGGCAGAGCGUCAUUGACACGCUGAGGAGGCCACGCCCCCUGGUGGACCCCUCGAGGGUCACCGAGGUCGAGCUAAGAAAGACGAUAGUUCGGGGUAGUUUCAUCGGUCAUGAGGACUACAUUUCCCACGUCAUCUCUGAGAUGAGCCGUCUCUCCGUCACAAGCUCCAACUCUCUUCGCCGGAGCAGCCCAUCGGCUCGGAAACGGGCGCGCUCUCUAGGGCGCCUGGGAGAACUGGUGGAGAACGAGACGUACCAGUACGAGGAGCUCGUUAAACAUGGUGCCAAGACGAGUAGGAGCUCCACCUACUGGCAGGACAGGAUACGACAGGUCCGCAGCGAGAGCGGCAGCCCCAAACUGAAUGGGUACCUGCAGAGAGCCAAGUCCACCUGCGAGGUGGGGACUGAGGCCACGCCCCCCACACCUCAGACAACAGGUGCAACGGGUGGUCUGUGCGCAGGGGCAUCGCUUAAGCAGAGGCCGACUUCCUGUCAGGUCAGCAAGCGGACUGUGGAGGCCGGCAGAGCUCACCUGAGACAGAAAGCAGCUGAACUGCCCGACCUGCUGUCCACCUCCAGAGAAACUCCCAGAAGGCCUCACUCCACCUACGACCUCAAGCUCCCCUCCUCCUCACCCCCCCUCCUGCUGCCCCCGCCAAACAGCACCAGCAGCCCGUUGGUCACCGGCCGGGGUUUACCUCGCCGCCUGCUCCGCCCCUCCUCCAGCUUCAACAUUGGCACUUCUCCAAGGACACAGACCCCCCUGACCCAGGACGUCCCCUCUCAGCGCCGCCCCUCCCCCACAGGCUCACCAGGACUCCCUCCGUCCUCCUCCGGCCUCUGCCCCUCCUCCACCCCGCAAACGGCGCCUGACGGCGGUGGAAGGGUGACUCACGAGCAGUUUAAGGAGGCGUUGCAGAUGGUGGUGGACCCAGGAGACCCGAGGACUGCUCUGGAGAACUUUGUGAAGAUCGGGGAGGGGUCCACGGGGGUGGUGUGCAUCGCCCGGGAGAGACACAGUGGGCGGCAGGUGGCGGUGAAGAUGAUGGACCUGAGGAAGCAGCAGCGACGAGAGCUGCUCUUCAACGAGGUGGUGAUCAUGAGGGACUACAGGCAUCAGAACGUGGUGGAGAUGUUCCGCAGCGCUCUGGUGGAGGAGGAGCUCUGGGUAAUAAUGGAGUACCUGCAGGGCGGCGCUCUCACGCACAUCGUCAGUGAAACCAGGCUGAAUGAAGAGCAGACAGCGACGGUGUGUGAAGGCGUCCUGCAGGCGUUAUCUUACCUCCACGCUGAAGGAGUCAUUCACCGAGACAUCAAGAGUGACUCCAUCCUGCUGACACUGGACGGGAGGAUCAAACUGUCAGACUUUGGGUUCUGCGCUCAGAUCAGUAAAGACGUCCCAAAGAGGAAGUCUCUGGUCGGGACGCCGUACUGGAUGGCUCCUGAGGUGAUCUCCAAGAGACCGUACGGGACAGAGGUGGACAUCUGGUCUCUGGGCAUCAUGGUGGUGGAGAUGGUGGACGGAGAGCCGCCAUAUUUCAGUGACACGCCCAUCAACGCCAUGAAGAAGCUAAGAGACGAGGUAGCACCGAGUGUGAAGAACAUCCACCGGGUGUCUCCGGUGCUGAAGGACUUCGUGGACUGCAUGUUGACUCGUGACACGCAGCAGCGCUCCAGUGCCACUGACCUGCUGGAGCAUCUGUUCUUGCUGCAGGCGGGCACGCCGCGCUGCCUGGUGCCGCUGGUGGAGCAGCACCGCAAACGCAUGUCCCACUGCUGAACACCUGCUGAACACCUGGGAGAACACCUGAGGGAAGAGACUCAUCUGAGUUGAAUGUGAGGCUAACCUGAGACUCACCUGAGACUCACCUGAGACUUACCUGAGACUCACCUGAGACUCACCUGAGAUCAACCUGAGAUCAACCUGAGACUCACUUGAGACUCACCUGAGAUCAACCUGAGACUCACCUGAGACACACCUGAGAUCAACCUGAGACUCACCUGGGAUCAACCUGAGACUCACCUGAGAUCAACCUGAGACUCACUUGAGACUCACCUGAGAUCAACCUGAGACUCACCUGAGACACACCUGAGACUUACCUGAGAUCAACCUGAAACGUAGCUGAGACUCACCUGAGAUCAACCUGAGACUCACCUGAGACUCACCUGAGACUCACCUGAGACUUGCCUGAGACUCACCU
Messenger RNA from Labrus bergylta (ballan wrasse), 2380 nucleotides. RefSeq names its product serine/threonine-protein kinase PAK 6-like. The record is from RefSeq and is a predicted model, not a curated record. Gene Ontology annotation, biological process: protein phosphorylation; regulation of MAPK cascade; intracellular signal transduction. Lineage: Eukaryota; Metazoa; Chordata; Actinopteri; Labriformes; Labridae. Gene Ontology annotation, molecular function: ATP binding; protein serine/threonine kinase activity. Gene Ontology annotation, cellular component: cytoplasm.